CCUAACCUAUCCGCCUGUAGCCUCUCCUCCCCGGGCUCCACUGAGCCCUUCCUCCCGGUGGGUCCCCCGUGUAGUUGCGAUGUAGUUCUUAUCAAAGCCCUCCUGUCUUGUUGUGACAGCUCUGAUAUUGUUUAUUGAGGUGGAUGUCAGCUUUAAUUAGCAAUCGAUACGGGGAGCGUUUGCAGAGCGCGUCUCUGACGUCAGCGUCCAUUACCGCUUCUCAUUGGGUCUCCUAUUCCCCGAGCCUGGGCUAAUUAUUGGGAGGUUCAUGUGGAUAAAGUACAGCUCAUCCCUCCCUUCACAUCAUGUCCCCUACUCGUUGGCCACACUCGCUGCAUGCUUUUUAAAUUCCCAUCACCGGCCUCGAGACGUCGUUUCCUUUUGCCUGCGGGAUGAUGGACAGCAGGAUACUGGAUCCACCUCACGCCCAGUUCGGAGGCUCUCUCGGCGGGAUGGUGGGCUUCCCGUACCAUCUGAGCCACCAUCACGUUUACGAAUUAGCCGGGCAUCAACUUCAAUCUGCGUCCGCGGUUCCCUUCUCAAUAGACGGAUUACUUAAUGGUUCCUGCACGGCUUCGGUUGGUAAUUCCAACCCCCUCUUGUCUUCGGGCUGCGGGAUGAAUGGAGAUAAUCAGCAGUACAAACUGACAGACUCGGGGGACCCAGACAAAGAUAGUCCUGGUUGCAAGAGACGGAGAACUCGCACAAAUUUCACUGGUUGGCAGCUGGAGGAAUUAGAAAAGGCUUUUAAUGAGAGCCACUAUCCCGACGUGUUCAUGAGGGAGGCUCUGGCUCUUCGGCUCGACUUGAUAGAAUCAAGGGUUCAGGUAUGGUUUCAGAACCGCAGAGCCAAGUGGAGGAAAAAGGAGAACACAAAGAAAGGUCCUGGUCGACCUGCACACAACGCCCACCCCACCACCUGCAGCGGGGAGCCCAUGGACCCGGAGGAGAUCGCCCGGAGAGAGCUGGACCGGAUCGAGAAGAAGAAACGAAAGCAGGAGCGACGGCUGCUCAAAUCCCAGAACAAGCUCGCAGCCGGGGAUUUAUUUCACACCCCGGGAUCAGACAGCGACAGCGGGGUGUCGCAUGUGACCGACAGUGACCACACGGGCCCGCCUUUUGACUCUCUGGGGGGGAACCAAUCGAGCUGCGACCAAACACCUCACUCUCACCAGAGCCAGAACCAAAGACACUUGGACCAUGACGCUGGCGGAUCCGAGCUGGACUCGGCCGAAGCCACCCACCGGGCCAGCCUGAUGUGCUCCAACAACAGCAGCAGCGGCGCGUCCAGCGUGCAGAAACUCAACCCUUUUAGCGUCGAAAGCCUCCUUUCGGACUCCAGACCGAGACGCACCCCCGCGGCCUUACCCUCCUCACGGCCUUUGAUAGGGAAGGGACACUUCCUGCUCUAUCCCAUCACACAGCCGCUUGGAUUCAUUGUUCCUCAAACUGCUCUGAAGACAGUAGCAAACUCUGACUGUGCAGACAGCCCGGCGGAGAGAAACCAGCCCAGUGUCCGCUGCAGCAUCUCUGCGAGCUCUGCGGGAUGUAGGAGCAGCUCGCCGGACUCUGCGGACACACAAAGGGGACAGGUGGGAUCAGAGGACAAAACACCGCACACAAGCCCGUCCAGGGCCGCCUUCAACACUGGCAAAAGUACUCAGACUUCUGUUAUUUGCAGCGAUUCGACUUUUGAACACAGUCCACAACUCAUUAAGCCUGUCGAUGCAGAGCGAAAAGAGCAUUUAGAGAUCAAGGCUGACAACCCCGAGUGUGUCCUCACUGACAGUCCAGCAGACACAAAGACAGACUCUAAAGAAGACAUCGACAUGGAGUAAAUCAUUGGGGGUAAAAAAAAAUCAGAAUCAUACUGAUAUAUCCUCUAAACGACACCUUUCAUUAGGCCAAAGCUUAACCACAACCUACAUCUCUAGGUCCCCACAUUGCUGAUAUUUUGACAAUGGUGUGCUCUCUCUUUUCUCUUCCUCUCUCUGUCCCUCUCUCUCUCUGCGAGUGUGUAUGUGUGUGUGAGUCAGGAGUCUCUAGAUAUCCUUUAAUGUGUGUCAAAAAAAACACAAGACCAACAAAAAUCCUCAAGAGCUGUAAAAAAGGUAUUAUACUAUUUAUAUAUGUAAGGUUUUUCUUAAAUAAAUCUAUUGUAUACAAGCA
This is a messenger RNA of Centropristis striata (black sea bass), 2169 nucleotides long. It is a transcript of the gene uncx, whose product is annotated as UNC homeobox. Gene Ontology annotation, biological process: regulation of DNA-templated transcription. NCBI's taxonomy places the organism in Eukaryota, Metazoa, Chordata, Actinopteri, Perciformes, Serranidae. Gene Ontology annotation, molecular function: DNA-binding transcription factor activity, RNA polymerase II-specific; sequence-specific double-stranded DNA binding. The coding region runs from base 393 to 1838 and encodes 481 amino acids. The transcript is spliced from 3 exons. The record is from RefSeq and is a predicted model, not a curated record.